GCGGAGGCGCCGCCCGGCGGGGAAGGAGAGCGCGGCGCAGGCCGAGGCGGCGGCACCAGCGCAAAAUGGCGGCGGGGUCGGGCAGCGCGGCGGCCGUGGCGGCGGUGGCGGGCGGCGGCCUGGCGGGGCCUCAGGCGACCGGUGCCAUGGCGGCGGGAGCGGUCCCGGCGGGGAGCGGGCCGCCCGUGCCGGGUCCCGGAGCGGUGCUGAUCGGCGACCGCCUGUACUCGGGGGUGCUGAUCACGCUGGAGAACUGCCUGCUGCCCGAGCACACGCUGCGCUUCACCCCGUCCAUGAGCAGCGGCCUCGAUCCGGAGACCGAGACCGAGCUGCGCGUCACCGGCUGCGAGCUCAUCCAAGCGGCCGGCAUCCUGCUCCGUCUCCCACAGGUGGCUAUGGCUACAGGACAGGUGCUAUUUCAACGUUUUUUUUAUACCAAGUCUUUUGUGAAGCAUUCCAUGGAGCACGUGUCAAUGGCCUGUGUUCAUCUGGCAUCCAAGAUUGAAGAAGCACCAAGGCGCAUUCGGGAUGUGAUUAACGUGUUCCAUCGCCUCAGACACCUACGGGAAAAAAAAAAACCUGUGCCUCUAAUACUGGAUCAAGAAUAUGUGAACUUGAAGAAUCAAAUUAUUAAGGCAGAAAGAAGAGUGUUAAAGGAGUUGGGAUUUUGUGUUCAUGUGAAGCACCCUCAUAAGAUAAUCGUUAUGUACCUUCAGGUAUUAGAAUGUGAACGUAACCAACACCUGGUCCAGACAUCAUGGAAUUACAUGAAUGAUAGCCUGAGAACAGAUGUCUUUGUCAGGUUCCAGCCAGAGAGCAUUGCCUGUGCAUGCAUUUACCUCGCAGCUAGGACGCUGGAGAUUCCACUUCCUAAUCGUCCACACUGGUUUUUACUCUUUGGAACAACAGAGGAAGAAAUUCAAGAGAUCUGCUUAAAAAUUUUGCAGCUCUAUACUCGGAAAAAGGUUGAUUUAUCUGAGCUGGAAAGCAAAGUAGAAAAGAAGAAACUAGCUAUUGAAGAGGCAAAAGCACAAGCUAAAGGUCUAGUACCUGAAGGAGCCCCAAGUUUGGAUACCACGUCAGGAUUUUCCCCUAUCCCCAAAAAUGAGUCUCCAAAAGAGGUUAAAGGAAACAAACCUUCACCACUUCCUGUUCAGGCAAUGAAGAAUGCUAAAAGGAAAACGGAGGGAGCAAAAAGGAGUUCAAACAGCCCAGUAAAUGGUGUUCAGAAAGGAAGAGAAAGCAGGAGUCGAAGUGGAAGUAGAGAUCAAAGUUAUUCAAGAUCACCGUCCAGAUCUGCAUCCCCUAAGCACAGGAAGAGUGAAAGUUACUCCACAUCGAGCGGCUCCAAAUCCCACAGCCGUUCCCGCAGCCGCAGCGACUCUCCCCCGAGACAGUUCAACCACAGCUCUGCCUACAAAGGCUCCAAGGUGAGGAGUUACAAGAAAUCAAAAGACUACAAAUACUCGACACACAAAGGCCGCAAAUCCCGCAGCAGGAGCUCGUCACGGUCCCGCAGCCGCUCCCGGGAGCGCUCCGACCACUCGGGGAAGUACAAGAAGAAGAGUCACUACUACAGGAACCACAGGCACGAGCGCUCGCGCUCCUACGAGCGCGCCGGGCACCGCUACGAGCGCGACCAUCCCGGCCACAGCAGGCACAGGCGGUGAAUAAAGCGCAGACGGUCUGGCCUCGGCAAUGCCAGACCCGUUUGGCCUUUGAAACGUGAGGUUAACAUGGCUUGUAAACCACCUAGCUUGAGUAAUGUCCAUUCUGCUGGCAAUUCUGUUCUUACUAUCGUGAAUCCAAAGGAAAAAGUACUAACGAGAUGGGCUGAUGGGAAAGGACUCUGAUAAAUGCCCCGGGGAGCGUUCUGCAGGAGUGUCACCGGCUAACACUGCUGAGCGUGCCCCUGGAGGCUCCUGUGCCUGCUCUUCAGUCAGUUGCGUACCGUGGUGCGGUGGAGGGGGUUUCUUGGGACUUCCAGCUCUGGGAGCAGGACCUCUGGGGCUCCUCCUGUGCUGAGCAGUCCUGCCCUGUGGGAGUAGUUCCCAUGACCCCUCGGAGUGGCUUGGUGCUAACAAAGCUGUCUUUUCGUACUGACUCAAUUAUGUUGUACAAAUGUAAGGUGACUUUUUUUUUAGAGCUGUUGCCUAUAUUAGGUUACAUAUGUGUAUAUAUAUUUUGCAGUGUUACAGUACAGUAUGGGAAUACGGCCUUACUAGCCUUUACACUUUAUCCACGAUGUAAAUAAGCAUUUGUUUAAUACAGGUGGGCAGAUAUAUACAGAAAAUUGAAAACUUGAAUUCUAUCGAAAGACUUGUGUAGAAAAUUCUGAUAAAUGUGAAAGUAUUUAGCUCUGUGUAUUGAGAGUAGUAUAUUUUUAUCUGUGCAAUGCUGUGUGCAGGCCACCAGCUCAUAAGACAUUUCCUAUAUAUUCAUUUUAAGUGGUUUGAAAUUCUUUACUCAGGUUCUUUGACACUCUGAAGAAUUAGUAGUUUGUCAACCUGCAUGUUUGUUGAAGGACAGAGCAUUUUAAAACAAUAGCAAAACCCCACAGCCCAGUAGUAUCAGUUCUAGUGGUAUAUCUGAGCUGUUACUCUCAUGCUCCCUAAUUUCAUUAAAGUAUUUGAUUUUCUAUUAAAUUUA
Messenger RNA from Colius striatus (speckled mousebird), 2649 nucleotides. It is a transcript of the gene CCNL2, whose product is annotated as cyclin L2. NCBI's taxonomy places the organism in Eukaryota, Metazoa, Chordata, Aves, Coliiformes, Coliidae. The coding region runs from base 66 to 1670 and encodes 534 amino acids. Gene Ontology annotation, molecular function: cyclin-dependent protein serine/threonine kinase regulator activity. Gene Ontology annotation, biological process: regulation of transcription by RNA polymerase II. The transcript has 11 exons. The record is from RefSeq and is a predicted model, not a curated record. Gene Ontology annotation, cellular component: nucleus.